Yarrowia lipolytica CLIB122 is the source of this 1263-nucleotide messenger RNA. RefSeq lists its product as uncharacterized. NCBI's taxonomy places the organism in Eukaryota, Fungi, Ascomycota, Dipodascomycetes, Dipodascales. Gene Ontology annotation, molecular function: magnesium ion binding. The record is from RefSeq and is a predicted model, not a curated record. Gene Ontology annotation, biological process: nicotinic acid riboside biosynthetic process; nucleotide metabolic process; nicotinamide riboside biosynthetic process.
AUGACUUCACGGUACAGAGUGGAGUACUCACUGAAGCAGCACCGACGAGAUGAAUUCAUCGAGUGGGUGAAGACUCUGCUUGCUACACCCUUUGUUCUUCAUGCAGGAUCUACAGGUGACGGUCGUCCUGGAGACGAAAACCGAUCUGUGGUGGAAACUCGACGACGAUACGCUGAGAUCUUCUACGAUGUGGAAAAGCUGAUUGAAAACCAGCUGUAUCAUGACAACAAUGACAGUGGAGAGCGGGCUCGACUGCGACAGCUGGUGCCUACCAUUGGCCAAUUCUUCACCAAGCUGCCUCUGGAACGGGCCUUCUACACCCAGGACGAGAUCCGGUCGAUUUCUCACAGACGUUUUGUGUCUCCAAGCUUCAAUGACGUGCGGAUGAUUCUCAAUACUGCACAAGUCAUGGCACUAGCUACAGGUCGUCAGCCACUCAAACUGGUCACCUUUGACGGAGAUGUUACACUAUAUGCAGAUGGAGGUAACAUUGACCCUGACAGCCCUAUCAUCCCCGUGCUACUCGGGCUGCUGCGAAACGACGUGUAUGUUGGAAUUGUCACGGCUGCCGGAUACUCCGAGAAGGACGGUUCAAAGUACGGAGUCCGUCUCUAUGGUCUUCUCGAAGCGAUUGUCAAGACUGACACCCUGACCGAACAACAGAAGAACCAUUUGCUGGUAAUGGGAGGCGAGUCCAACUUUCUGUUCAAGUUCAUUGCUGCCGAAAACCGAUUCGAAUGGAUCGAUCCUGAAGAGUGGACUCUUCCUGAGGUUCGAACUUGGUCGCAGGAAGAUAUCACCAGUGUUUUGAACAUAGGCGAGCGGGUGUUUACCAAUGCCCUCACCAAAUGCAGUUUGCCUGCCACCAUCAUUCGAAAGGUGCGAGGAGUGGGUAUCGUUCCUCUUCCAGGCAAGAAGAUUAUGCGAGAACAACUUGAGGAGAUGGUUCUGGCUGCCCAGAAGACCCUUGAGACAUCCAAGGCGACUGGAAACGUGCAAUUCUGCGCCUUUAACGGCGGCUCCGACGUCUGGGUCGAUAUCGGAGACAAAGAUCUGGGUGUUCGAUCCCUUCAGGCCUACUUGGGCAACAUCACAGGCACUCAGACUCUCCAUGUGGGCGAUCAAUUUGCUGCCCUUGGCGCCAACGACUUCAAGGCCCGUCUUGCUGCAACCACCGUCUGGAUUGCCAAUCCUUCCGAAACGGUGGAGAUCAUUGCUGAACUCAUUGACUACAUUGAGCACGAGCGACAGUGCAGUGCUUGA